CUGGCCAGAGCAGCCAGCAGCGGCGGCGGCGGCGGCGUUUGAGUGGAGGAAGAUGGCGGCUCCGGGCGGCUCGGGGUCCCGCCGGCUGUGAGGAGCCUGAGUGCGGCAAGCGCGGCCUGAGGCGGAACGCCUCCGCUCCGGCCCUGUCCCGGGCUCCCUCGUCGCCGUCGCCAGCGGAGCGAACCGGAGAGCGUGGCGCGGGCUGGGCCAGCUGUUGAGUGGAAUGUCAUGGCCAACUCCUCGGACAGUGAAGAUGACAGUUUUAUGGCCGUGGACCAAGAAGAAACUGUGCUGGAAGGGACAAUGGAGCAAGACGAGGAGCCCCACCCAGCGCUGGAGAUUGCGGAGACGAGACACAAUAGGCCCAUGUCCGAGUUGCCGGAGGAGGUUUUGGAGUAUAUCCUGUCCUUUCUUUCGCCGUACCAGGAGCACAAAACUGCAGCCCUCGUCUGCAGACAGUGGUAUCGACUCAUCAAAGGUGUCGCCCACCAGUGUUACCAUGGCUUCAUAAAGGCUGUCCAGGAAGGAAACAUUCAGUGGGAGAGCCGGACUUACCCGUAUCCUGGAACCCCAAUCACCCAGCGGUUCUCACACAGUGCAUGCUAUUAUGAUGCUAAUCAAUCUAUGUACGUAUUUGGAGGCUGUACCCAGAGCAGCUGCAAUGCUGCUUUCAAUGACCUCUGGAGACUUGACCUAAACAGCAAAGAGUGGAUCCGACCUUUGGCUUCAGGGUCCUAUCCUUCCCCUAAAGCUGGAGCGACUCUGGUUGUAUACAAGGACCUGCUGGUGCUGUUCGGCGGCUGGACGCGGCCAAGCCCUUACCCCCUUCACCAGCCAGAGAGAUUCUUUGAUGAGAUACACACGUACUCACCCUCCAAAAACUGGUGGAACUGCAUUGUGACAACCCAUGGGCCACCUCCCAUGGCUGGCCACUCCUCCUGUGUGAUAGAUGAUAAAAUGAUUGUCUUUGGUGGCUCCUUAGGAUCCCGGCAAAUGAGCAACGAUGUCUGGGUCCUUGACCUCGAGCAGUGGGCGUGGUCCAAGCCGAACAUCUCCGGGCCCAGUCCUCAUCCUCGAGGUGGCCAAUCUCAGAUUGUCAUAGAUGAUGCAACUAUCUUAAUCCUUGGAGGGUGUGGCGGGCCCAAUGCUCUCUUCAAGGAUGCGUGGUUGUUGCACAUGCGCUCAGGCCCCUGGGCCUGGCAGCCUCUCAAGGUAGAAAGUGAAGACCACGGGGCUCCAGAACUGUGGUGCCAUCCAGCUUGCCGGGUGGGGCAGUGUGUGGUGGUCUUCAGCCAGGCUCCUAGUGGGAGAGCCCCCCUCAGCCCGAGUUUGAACUCUCGCCCAUCACCUAUCAGUGCCACUCCUCCAGCCCUGGUUCCUGAAACCCGAGAGUACCGCUCUCAGUCUCCAGUAAGGAGUAUGGAUGAAGCUCCCUGUGUUAAUGGCCGCUGGGGAACACUGAGGCCCAGAGCUCAGAGGCAGACCCCCUCAAGCUCCCGGGAAGGGAGCCUUUCCCCAGCCAGAGGAGAUGGCUCUCCCAUCCUCAACGGUGGGAGCUUGUCUCCAGGAACAGCAGCUAUUGGUGGCUCUUCCUUGGACAGCCCUGUGCAGGCCGUAUCUCCUAGCACUCCAUCCACCACUGAAGGAUAUGACCUCAAAAUGGGACUUUCUUUGGCCCCCCGGCGAGGGUCACUACCAGAUCAGAAAGAUCUGCGGUUAGGAUCAAUAGAUCUGAAUUGGGAUCUGAAGCCCACUUCGAGUAGCAAUCAAAUGGAUGGUGUAGACAACAGGACAGUUGGGGGAAGCAUGAGACACCCUCCUGAACAGACGAAUGGUGUGCAUACCCCACCACACGUGGCCGGUGCCCUUGCAGGAGCUGUCUCCCCAGGAGCCCUGCGUCGGAGCCUGGAAGCCAUCAAAGCAAUGUCAUCCAAAGGCCCCUCAGCCUCCGCAGCACUAAGUCCUCCUCUAGGGUCUUCUCCAGGCUCCCCUGGGAGCCAGAACCUGAGCAGUGGAGAAACAGUGCCCGUCCCCCGGCCAGGGCCUGCCCAAGGGGAUGGACAUUCCUUACCUCCCAUCGCCCGCCGCCUGGGCCACCACCCUCCGCAGUCCUUAAAUGUUGGCAAACCUUUGUACCAGAGUAUGAACUGCAAGCCCAUGCAGAUGUACGUGCUAGACAUUAAAGACACCAAGGAGAAGGGGCGGGUCAGGUGGAAAGUAUUUAAUAGCAGUUCUGUGGUCGGACCUCCUGAAACCAGCCUGCACACAGUGGUACAAGGCAGGGGUGAGCUCAUCAUAUUUGGAGGACUCAUGGACAAGAAACAGAAUGUGAAGUACUAUCCAAAAACAAACGCCUUGUACUUUGUGCGAGCAAAGAGAUAAUAUGUUCUAACUCCCUUCCCUUUCUGUGGCUUUUAAUUUCCAGUGUGCAAGCAUUUGGACUGAGAAAUGGGAAAACAAAGGACAGAAUUAUCCCAUAAACCAAACCCCCAGUUCCCCACCUCACUCACAGCAGGCUGGGGUCAAGCCUCCAUUACGAAAAAAAUUAUAUAUAAAUGUAUAAAUAUAUAUUAUAUAGCCAGCUCUGUUUACAGAGAGGGAGAGGUCUCCGUCCUGAUUCAGAUCAGAUUGUUGCUGUGUUUUAGCAGAGGCUCGGCUGCCUUUUCCUACAUUGCUGGUAACUAGACCAAGAAUUUAGGGAACAGACUAAUGUCAGAACUUACCUAAGGCAACCGAAGAGCCCCCGUAAGUCCUCACGUGGCCUUCUCGGAGUCAGAGAAAGAACGAGCGUGUGUGAGGUGCGCAGGUGGAGGCUCCAGACCCUCGGGCUCCAGGAGCUGGCAGGGUGAAAGGAGCUCGUAGGGAACUGUACCUCCCUUCCCUUGAAAACCACAGAGGACCCCGAGUGCUAAUGCCCUCGUGACUGAGCAAAGUUACCCAGCCGGGAAGUCCGUUCCACGUGUGUGUGCCAGGAUCACCGUGGGACCAUGUUUAUGCAGACACGCCUGUCCACCUAAGUGUCCACUGGGCUUUUGCGCACUCCCUCUGUGUCUCAGAAAAAACGUUUUGGUGUCCGAUUUGGGGAUUUUCUGACAAUCGUAUUUGAUUGCAAGUUGCCAAAAACCACAUUUGUUCCCUUAAAACUUGAUCCUCAGAGGCUGCCUUUUUCUUUGGGGGGGGGGAGGGCUUAUGUGGAUUUUUUUUUUUUUUAAAGCCCUCAAAGCCUUCUCAUUUUCUGUUCCUUUUACAAAGCUAAGGUGCCCAGGGAAGUCUCUUAGAGAUAUUUCUGGAACCUUUUCUCUGGUAUCGAUUAGGAGGCUGAUAAGGAAUUCCAAGAUGCCAGUAUCAUGAGAAAUCCUCAAAGCAUUGAAUACUGUUUUUUCCUUUUCGGCUCCUUUUUACUCCCAAAGCACAUCAGGCCCACCUGUCCGUGUUCAUACAAUGUGGAAAUUGGUCCUGGAAGGAAAUCCUAGUAAUAGUUCCUUCUAGAAGCGAUGUUUGCCCUUGUGAUGCUAUGCAUUGUUCUGCCUGGCUGUUGAGUAGUGAUUGGGUUCAGCGUCAUGUGCUUAGUCUCUUUGAUGCAAGGCUGGCCUCAGGAGCAGCCCCUUCUUUGUGAUUGUGUUCACGUGUGGCACAAAUAAGGUUUGGGAUUUUAUUUCAUGCCAUUUCUGAGAUAAAGUACAACCCACUGGAGCACUUCCUUGGUUGACACAGGAAGUUACAAGUUAACCAAUCUUAUUGGAAGUUACCAAUCUCUAAACCACAGGCUGGAUGUAAGAGAGGUUAAAAUAAAGUCAAAUGUCACCACAUAAAUGUGGAUUUUUGGUGAUUUCUCAUCAGUGGAAAGAGGAUUUUUACUUUGUCUUUAGAAUUUGGAUCUCAAAGCAGUGCAUUUCCCACCUUUCACACUCCCCUUUUUCUCGUUAGUGUUUCCCAAGCACAGGCCUGCUACGGCUGGCCCUGGGUCCUGGCUCUCGGCCAGCACUUCGCAGCCUGUCUGAUAAGUGUGUUUUCUCCUAUUACAUCAUGUUGAAUUCUUUCCCCCAGCCGUUAGCUUUUACAGCCUGGCCUUGGUGGGAAAGCCCCUGUGGUGCCAAGCCCAGGAAGGGGCCAGCUCACAGGGAGGACUGUGUUCCAGAAACUUCCACGUGCUCCCUUAGAUGAGGAAACUCCCGCGCCUUCUUGCCAUGGCAUCCACCUGCUCCCAGCUCAGCACGUAGCUUUCCAGACACCUUGCAAGCUCUCGGGCUGUAGCCAGUCCUUCCCUGGCAGAGGCUGUCAGAUCGUGUGGGGUCCUUGUCCUUGAGAGAGAGCCGGCCUGUAAGAUGAGACACUCCAUGAUUGCUCUUGCUGGACCUUGUUCAUGACAUUGCGCUUGUGCAUGAACAGCAUCUCCAGACUCAGUUCCGGUUUAAAUGUAAAGUAUUUGGAAGCUUCAAAGUUCAGAUUCUCAACCUUGUGAUCAUUCCCUUUGUCCCGUGGCCUCCCUCAGCCAACUGUUAGCUUGUGGAUCCCCUCCGUUUUCCCCACACAGGGAGGCAGUGGAGGUGACGAUGCUCCUUGAAGGUCACCGGCUCCUCGGCACUCCACGGCGUCCAGUAUUACCUGCACCGCUCCGAACCCGACUGUGCACAGCUCCCGAAGGAAACUCUGCCUCGUGUGCACCCGGUGGUGAUGGGCUUGGUGGCUCCUGGGGGCUGUGGGCAGACACCGUAGGAGAGCGACAGCACAGUGGAGGUGCGGCCGCACGAGCGGUGGAGCUCUAGGCGUCUCGGCUGCGGACAGCUCCCGCGGCACCACCGGGGCUGCGUCCGUCAGGCCACGUCUAACCACAGCUCUGGCUUUGACAUGACGCCAGUUUUGUCUUAAAAUUCAUGGAGAAAAAGGAGACAAUUUCUCAAGCCUUCAGGACCACCUAAAUUAGCAAGUAUUUAUCAGUAUUUAAGUAUUUAAAACACGUUUUGUUUCUACUUGAAGCUUUAACCCCUUCCGUUCCUGCAAGUGUGCCUUUGAGAGCCCCGCGCCCUGUCCGCCUCGUCGGCCACCCCAUUGAGACUCUCGUGAGAGUCUUGGUGUCCUCCUGCCCUCUCGGACAGAGCUUCCGUUUCCGCACUUCGCAGGCUGGGCAGCGGCGAGGGUUCUGUGUUUGCGUUCACAUUUCUGCUAACGUGGGUGGUGGGCUGCACAAACACCCCCACUCCCCCUCUCCGACUUCUGUACUUGAGGAGCACGAAUCAGGUGUCGAAACAAGCUUAAAUUUAGUUGUAAUGCUGGGCUCACGCUCCUCCCAGCCUUCUACGGAUUGAUCUGAUCCUAAUGUGAGUUCUGUAUCAAGAGCUAAAACCAUGAACUAUCCUAGGAACUGUGUUGGAACUCUUGAGAGAAAUGAAGAAGAGGAGAACGAAAGAAAACCAACUUGAGAAGUCUUGACUUUGGAGAACAGAACGCCACCACCUGAUGGAGAACAGAGGGCUACUUCCUGUCCUCUAACUUUUUCUGUUUCCUUCUGCUUUGCUUCUUUCCUCCCCCUUAAAAGUGAUGUUCUCGGGUUUGUCUGUCUGUCCUUGUCCUUGUGGUGAUCCUGGCAUGGUGAUGUGCUCUGCUUUGCGUUGUCUGUGCUCUCUUACCAGUGCACAAGUCCGUGGGGAUAAUCUGAAUUCUCCGAGGGGCAAGGAAGCCGAACUUUGAGGCCUGUGUCUCGUGCAGCCUCCCCACAAAGUGCAGAAGGCAUGUGUGCACGGUCACCAGUAAGUGUCUCCCUCUCACUGUGUCCUUGUCAAAUGAGGGCAGCCGCAGGUGUCAGCUCCACCCCUGCUCUCUUGCCUCGCUCUGCUCCCUCCCCACCAACCAGGGUUACUGUCAGUGCACACCCCUCGUGCCCUGGCGAAGCUGGUGCUGUGAGUGAUGUUUCCGGGGUCCCAGGUGGCUCCCCCCAGGAUGGUCGUCUUAGGCACGUAACAGUGUAGGAAUGACAAGUGGACUUCACUAAUAUUUAAAUCUCUGUCGAUUUCAUUUUUUGUUAAGGUUUUCCCUGAUGACUUUUUAGCAAUUUAACAAAUAAAACAAAAUGGACAGAA
Messenger RNA from Suricata suricatta (meerkat), 6077 nucleotides. It is a transcript of the gene FBXO42, whose product is annotated as F-box protein 42. The record is from RefSeq and is a predicted model, not a curated record. NCBI's taxonomy places the organism in Eukaryota, Metazoa, Chordata, Mammalia, Carnivora, Herpestidae. The coding region runs from base 229 to 2382 and encodes 717 amino acids. Gene Ontology annotation, molecular function: protein binding. The transcript is spliced from 10 exons.